Euleptes europaea (tarantolino) is the source of this 1416-nucleotide messenger RNA. RefSeq names its product t-complex-associated-testis-expressed 1 (gene TCTE1). NCBI's taxonomy places the organism in Eukaryota, Metazoa, Chordata, Lepidosauria, Squamata, Sphaerodactylidae. Bases 1 to 1416 code for a protein of 471 amino acids. Gene Ontology annotation, cellular component: sperm flagellum. The transcript is spliced from 4 exons. Gene Ontology annotation, biological process: flagellated sperm motility. The record is from RefSeq and is a predicted model, not a curated record. Gene Ontology annotation, molecular function: protein binding.
AUGCAGGAGCCAGUUGCCUUAGAACCCAAUGCAGUCCCUCCCCCAGCCUACACACCGGUAAUAAACCCCGCAGCCAACACCAGGCGAAUGCGACGGAUUAUCUCUGAAGAUCCUGAGUGGAGUCUCGCCAUAGUCCCACAGCUCACAGAACUCUGCAUCCAGCAUAUCAUCAACAACUUUGAAAAAAAUUCUAUUUUGAACAGCCUCAUUCCUGAGCAUCAAAAGAAGGUGCUGGAAAAGCUCUCCACAAAUCUGCCCCUCACAGUGACAGCCAACUUGGUUAGCGACGAAGGCUACUGGAAACGGUGCUGCACUGCGAGGUGGGCUGUCUGUGAUGUGUCCCAGUAUGGCGGUAGCUGGAAGCGGAUGUUCUUUGAACGGCACCUAGAGAACAUCCUGAAGUUCUAUAUUCCUGACACAACCAGCCCCAACCAAGUCCUGGAUAUAAUCCCACUCUGCAAGGUGUAUGUGAGGAAGCUGGAGAUCAACCAGUUCCUCCCACCUGUGAAACAAGACCAGAAGAAGGAAGAUGAAGAUGUCUCUGAUACUGAAAGUGAUGCUGGAAUAGAUGAACCAUCCAUGGAUCAUUUUGAUCUGAGUAUGCUUGUCCCAGCGCUCUGCCACCUAGAGGAGCUGGAUCUGUCUUAUGGCGUUAAAGAUUGUGGCAUGAAUUUUGAGUGGAAUCUAUUUGAGUUCACCAUUCGGGAUUGCUGGUCAUUGGCCACGGCUCUCAAGAAGUGUCCAACUCUAAAGGUCUUCAAGCUAACUCGUAGCAAAGUGGACGAUGAUAAAGCCCGGAUAUUGAUCCGACAUUUAUUAGACCACCCUUCGCUGAUAGAACUGAACUUAUCCCACAACCUGCUUGCAGACCGGGCUGCCCGAGCCGUGGGCAAACUGAUCAACUGCAGCAAGUUGGUGACUCUCAACCUGUGUGAUAACAGGAUCCGGGCUCAAGGAGGCCAGGCUAUUGCCCAUGCCUUGUCCAAGAAUGCUGUUCUGACAUCCCUGAACCUGCGCCUCAACUGCAUAGAGGAUGAGGGAGGUCAAGCCAUUUGCCAUGCCUUGCUGGCUAACAGCACCUUGACAACACUUCACUUGGGUGGCAAUGAAUUGUCGGAGCCCACGGCCACUCUUUUCUCUCAAGUCCUGGCCCAGAACACGGCUCUGACUCACAUCAACCUCUCCUGCAACCACAUCGGCCUAGAUGGAGGGAAACAGCUACUAGAAGGCAUGACUGAUAACAAGACUGUGGUGGAAUUUGAUUUGAGGUUGGCAGAAGUGGGACAAGAGAGUGAGUACCUCAUUAACCAAGCCAUAAAGACCAACCAGGAACUAGCACGUCUGAAAAGCCUUCAGCGCCAACCAUCUGCACCUGCCCCAAGCAAUGUUGAAGAAAAACAUCCAGAGCUAGACUAA